Hydractinia symbiolongicarpus is the source of this 1747-nucleotide messenger RNA. RefSeq lists its product as uncharacterized. The record is from RefSeq and is a predicted model, not a curated record. The transcript has 2 exons. The coding region runs from base 141 to 617 and encodes 158 amino acids. NCBI's taxonomy places the organism in Eukaryota, Metazoa, Cnidaria, Hydrozoa, Anthoathecata, Hydractiniidae.
GGAUAGAGCUAUCUAGUCCUACUAACCUGCAAAUCUGGACAUUAUACUAUGGAUCAAAACAUUCGAUAUUAAAAAUAUUUUGCCAUCUUGUCCCGAAGUUUAUUUGGCAUGGAAAGUGUUAAAAAGUGUUUAUAUUUACAAUGAAUGAGAAUUCCGACCAAAAGUUGAUUGAAGCUAAUAUAAACAACAUUAAAAAAGAUGAGGAACGUCUGAAACUGGCAAAACAAGCUAGUCUAAAAACUGAAGAUAAAUAUGGUGAUGAAAGCACAGAUAUCGAUGAUUUAUCAAAGUAUACUCACAUCGCAGAUGGUGUUAAAGUUUUAAACGAUACAUCUUCAAUAAAUCGCAAAGCUAUAUUUCAUGAUUUAGAUCGUAUCAAGCAUUGGCGUGAGUCAAUGGAAAAAACUUCUCCAGAGCCAACUAAAAUGUCAAGUCCUGUUGAUAACACAAUAACAGAAGAACCCAUUAUGGAUCAAAAUGUGGAUCUGAUUUUAAACAGUUUACCAGCAGUUGACCAGGGAACAUCACAUAAUGAGGAGGCUGCCGUGAAAAAAUUGGAUGAAUUACAACGGAAAUUAGAAAGAAAAUAUUCUUUACAGAAAGGGGAGUAUAAUUAGUAUAAAAGGGAAUAAUUUUGAAAAUUUUGACUUGUUUAAACAAUAAACAGAUACACAAUGUCAUGUAUUUAAUUUGUGUAGAUAGACUAUAUAAUAUACAUAUUAUUUUCAAAAAUCAUAUAAGUUCUCAUUUUAUUAAGAACAUUUGAUCUUUUCAUGUUUAUCUGCCACCAUGUUUCCUUUCCCACUUUGUAAAGUGAAAUUUAUCUUUUUGCAAUAUUUCUGUUGAAAGUUAAAAAAGUACCAAAAUGACGUCCAUAAAAUAACACAAGUCUUCUUAAACAUACACAACCACUUUAACCUGACUAAUAUGGAAUGAAAAUGUUUACCUUUCAAACCUUGCAGUUUUCCUCACCAUUUUUCAUUCAAUUUAUAAGGGACUCAAGCAAAUAAUAUUCUUAUUUGACUUUUUAGCAUCUUAAAAUUUCGGUUAUCAGGUUUCCAUUGUAACCAACUAGUUCUUUAAAUACAUAUUGUAAUUGAUGAAAAUUUAGAGGUGAUUGACAAACAGAAAUGUGUAAGCUGAACGUCAAUCCACAUACAUUUAAAUAUUUUUAUAUCAUAAAAUACUAAAUUUUCGGAAAAUAUUUUAAACUGAUUUGUUGCUACACGAUUUACAGGAACAUGCGAGAGUGUUUUUACAUGUUAUAUAAUAUCUUUUGAUUUGAUUUAGGGUAGAGGGUAAAAUCUUAACAUAUAAUUGACAUUUAGCUUACACUUCUCAUAUUGUAUAUACAUUGUGUAUUGAAACUUCUUUUGUGGUAGUCUUCUGCUUGUGUAGUUUUAAUUUCGUUAAUAAUUGUGUUUACAUAAGUUUUUUGCAAUUAUUUUUUCGAAUUUGGUCUGAUUUUACAGUGUAUUUCUAUCAGAUUUGUUAAAUUAUGAUCUUUCUUUGAUAAACUAAUGUACAUAGAUACAAUUUGAUAAUAUUUGCUAAAAAUUUAUAUUUGUAAAUGUGUAUAACACAAGUCUUAAGAGUUGAUUUUGUUUUCUGUCAAAACAAAAGUUUUUGGUAAGGCUAAAGAGCUAGCUGACAUCGUUAUGAUCGCACAAUCUAGACAGUUUUAUGCUUAAACGAGUGUAAGUAGGCAAUUUCCCUCUCUCUGAUAAAGAAGUAUAUAGUUUUUUUC